Molecule: messenger RNA, 603 nt
Organism: Guillardia theta CCMP2712
Lineage: Eukaryota; Cryptophyceae; Pyrenomonadales; Geminigeraceae
Exons: 3
Coding region: 1-603 (200 amino acids)
Source: RefSeq, a predicted model, not a curated record
AUGCAGCUCCGACAGAGGAUGGGAGACGGAGGCUGCGCCUCCCUCGCCAUGCACGAGCGAGACGAGGAGGCCUUCUGGUCACAGGGGCAGGGUGUGUGGAGUGGUGUGCUUGAAAGCGUCAAGUCAUUGCAGGUGACGAUGGACGCGGAGGAAGUGUCGUUGACUGGAGCGGAGGAGAUUAAGCAGUCGCUCGAGGAGCUGACCUCUCAGCUUCAAACUCUCAAGGGGAUCGUUGACAAGAUGACGCGAUCCAAGUCCUCGUCGUCGAGGUUGAAGCAGCGGUGCUCCAACUUGACAACUACGGCGAUCAACUCGACAAGGAGGCGACGGACUCCUGCUGGAGCUCGUAGCCUGCUCGCUGCGAGGGCACACGCCUGGGAUCCUGACCAGCUGGCAAUGACGAGGAAGCAGCGGGCGUGCGACAAAGUAAUGGGGCUGGGGAUAGUCAACUCCUACCUGGAAUCCAUGAGCACCUGGUGCAAGUACGAGGGUACCUCCUCCUCACGCCCCAGCCUGAUGAGGUGCUAUCGGUUGAAGUAUCCGUGGAAGAUGGACAGCUUGUUCUGCGAGGGAUUCAACAUGACCAUCGACUUCUCAAAGUGA